Molecule: messenger RNA, 1689 nt
Organism: Meloidogyne enterolobii
Lineage: Eukaryota; Metazoa; Nematoda; Chromadorea; Rhabditida; Meloidogynidae
Source: the annotation of a GenBank genome assembly
UUAAUAUAUUUUUCUAAAGAAAUGAAUCAUACUGAAUGCAGAACAUUAAUUUUGCAACGUCUUCAGGCUCGGGAUAAACAGAGUGCCCAGUUUGACAGAAUUAUUCGAUCAUACCAAUCUUUGGCUGAUUCUAUGCGUCAUUUAAUGACAAGACAAAAAUUUUCUUCUCGCUCAGUUCGUAAAUCUCAAUCAUCUUUGCCUCAGGAAAGUUCAUUGGAACAUGAAGAACAAAUAGCAGCAUUAGAAGCUAAAUACGAAGAAAUUUGUCUUCAAAAAGGUGUAAAUGAUCAACAAUUGAUUGAAACAACUAAUCGACUUUUAAAUGUUGAAAAAGAAUUAAAAAAUACUCAAAUAGAACGUGAUAAAGCACUGGAAACAAUUGAGAAACUAAAGAAAGAUUUGACGAGGACAAAGGAGGAAAUGGAACAAUUAAAAUCAGAUAAUCGAACACUUUUUGACGAACAUAUUGCUUUGCAAGCUGCUUACUCUGCUGUUGAAGCGAAAUAUAGUCAAGCAGACAAGGAACGUGCUGAACUUAUUAACAGAAUGAAGGAAUUGAAAGAAAGGGAGAUUACUCUUGUUAAUGAAAUGAAUGAAAGGGAACAACAGUUAAAUUUACAAAAACUUCAAUGCGAUCUUGCAGAGGCGUCAAAACCAAAUCCUGUUUUAGAUGCAAAGGCUUUUGAAGUACUUGCUGCUGACGAAAAAGGCAUUUCUGAUGUGUCUGAUUCUGCUUUUGCUCAAGAAAGGUUUCAAAGUUUUGGAGAUAUUAUACCUGAAAGAUGCGGAAUUAAAUUUGAAUGCAACGAAAUUGGAGAUGUAAAUGAUGUAAAAUUUCAUCCAAAUGGGAGGUUCUUUUUCACUGCAGGAAUUGAUAAAAAGAUCAAAAUGUGGGAACCAAGAAAUGAUAAUUGUGUAAAAAGGCUUGAAUUUACUGGAGCUGUUCAAGGUUUAACACGUAUUGAUAUUCAUCUAGAAAGUGGCCAUUUGCUUGGAUCAAGUAAUGAUUGUGCUGUGAGGUUGUGGUCGAUAGAUGAUCAACGAAUGAGGGUUGCAUUUACUGGCCAUACAGAUAAGGUAACCUCUGCAAAGUUUAUGAGUGAUGGACGUCAAGUAGCUUCAGGAUCUAAUGACAGAACAAUAAAGAUUUGGGAUACAAUAACUAAUAGAUGUCAAAAAACAUUUUUUCCUGGAUCAACAAUUUGUGAUUUGGUAACAAAUGAUCAUUAUGGUGCUCCUUUGAUAAGUGCUCAUUUUGACAAAAAGAUCCGGUUUUGGGAUACUAGAGCUCCGGGUGAUUCACCUACUAAUUUGGUUAAAUUUGAUGCCAAAAUGACUUCAUUAUGCCUCACAUCCGAUUUUAUGUAUUUAUUAUGUUCAUCUAGAGACGAAACUUUAACACUUUUGGAUUUACGUACAAAUGAUACUUUACAUAUUUAUAGUGCCGAACAAUACAGAACUUCAUCUGAUUAUAGCCGCGCUGCUGUAAUCAGCCCUGGUGAUAGUUAUGUGGCCGCUGGUUCUGCUGAUGGACAUAUUUUUAUUUGGAGUUUACAUAGUACUCGGCUUGAAAAAAUUCUUUUUAGAGGAGGCCACGAAAAUAUUCCCGUUCUUUCUUUGGCUUGGCAUCCAGCUGGUCAUGUUUUAAUAAGUGGUGAUAAACGAAAAACUGUUUGUUUGUGGAAAUAA